GUCUUUCAGUCCAUAGGGCAGAGCUGAGAUCGCGCAGCAUACACAAACGCACUGGAAGCGCUUGUGUCGCUUCUGUUCUCUGCUUAUCUCAUGCGGUAGCCGGAACCUCUCCCACUGGGCGCACAGAAACAACAAGCAGAGAGCAUACCCGCCCCUCUGCUGCUGACGACGAUACGACUACGACGCCCACGGCCACUACCGGCAGCAUAGUGCAGCCAUGGCCUCCUACGCGGCGAUCACGAGUGGGCCGAGUGAGCAUGGAGGCUCGAGACCGGCAAGCACCUCUUCGCGCUCUGGCCGUAGCUCUCGACAUUCAAAACAGAACGGCGCAGGUGGAUCAGCAUCUUGGCUGUCUUCCGUCAUCAAUCUCGUAAACACAAUCGUGGGCGCAGGCGUCCUCGCCAUGCCUCAUGCGCUAUCCAACAUGGGAAUCACAUUGGGCACGAUGGUCAUUCUAUGGGCAGGUCUCACGAGCGGUUUUGGAUUAUACUUGCAGACGAGAUGCGCAAGAUAUCUGGAUAGAGGAGGCAGUUCGUUCUUUGCUCUCAGUCAGAUCACAUAUCCGGGGGCGGCCGUGAUAUUUGACGCUGCGAUUACGCUGAAGUGCUUCGGCGUGGGGGUCUCCUACCUUAUCAUAAUUGGCGAUCUCAUGCCUGGAGUUGUACGAGGGUUCGCAGGAAACGUCGACGAUAAGCUGUACUUGGUGGACAGGAAGUUCUGGGUCACUGCCUUCAUGCUGGUUGUGAUACCACUUUCAUUUCUCCGAAAGCUCGACAGCCUGAAGUAUACAUCAAUGGUAGCCUUGGUUUCGAUAUCUUAUUUGGUAGUCUUGGUGGUAUACCAUUUCAUUGCGAAUGAUGCUGGACAUGAAAAGGGGCCAGUGAACUGGGUGAAGUGGCAUGGGAUCGGAUCCACCCUGUCGAGCUUCCCCGUGAUUGUGUUUGCAUACACGUGUCAUCAAAACAUGUUUUCCAUUUUGAACGAGAUCCAGGACGCCAGCCCGAGAAGGACAACCACAGUAGUCACCGCCAGCAUUGGUACUGCAGCAGCCAUUUACGUGCUUGUCGCCAUCACUGGCUACCUCACAUUCGGCGACAAUGUUAUAGGUAACAUCAUCGCUCAAUAUGUGCCCAAUGUGGCCUCCACAAUCGGCCGUGCCGCAAUUGUGGUGCUGGUCAUGUUCAGCUAUCCUCUUCAGGUGCAUCCAUGCCGAGCCUCGCUGGACGCAGUGCUGAAAUGGCGACCGGUCAACCGAUCGAACCAGGAAUUCACGCCCGUAGCAUCGUCUCGCGGAUCUCCAUCGCGCCACUCACUGCUGAGCGGUAAGGUGCCAGUAGGACGACCAGCGCCGACAGAGAUGGGCGAAGUGCGCUUUGCAAUCUUGACGACAUUCAUCAUCAUCAUGUCAUACAUCGUGGCCAUGACGGUCAGCAGCCUGGACAAGGUCCUCGCGUAUGUUGGAUCGACUGGAAGUACAGCUAUCUCCUUCAUCUUGCCUGGACUUUUCUACUACAAGAUCAGUGCACCAGAGUCGCCUCAUCACCAACGGCUGCUGAAGGAUGAGGAGGACGAGGAGGGCGGAAUGAGUCACGGACGACAAGUGAAGAGUGAACUACUGCGCAAGUGUAGUCUUGCAUUAGCCAUCUACGGCCUCUGCGUAAUGAUUGUGUGCCUGAUGAUGAAUAGCAUAAAUAUCGCGCAUGGCCGGUAAAAGGCUGGAUGGGCUUGGCGUUUACCUGUUGUGGCGUUUCCAUCAGCAGAUGCCGGACUGAACUAGACCAAUUCGAUAAUAGAUUAAUGGCAGAG
Messenger RNA from Sphaerulina musiva SO2202, 1806 nucleotides. RefSeq names its product Aa_trans-domain-containing protein. Gene Ontology annotation, molecular function: L-glutamate transmembrane transporter activity; L-arginine transmembrane transporter activity; L-serine transmembrane transporter activity. Bases 218 to 1711 code for a protein of 497 amino acids. The transcript has 3 exons. Gene Ontology annotation, cellular component: fungal-type vacuole membrane. The record is from RefSeq and is a predicted model, not a curated record. NCBI's taxonomy places the organism in Eukaryota, Fungi, Ascomycota, Dothideomycetes, Mycosphaerellales, Mycosphaerellaceae. Gene Ontology annotation, biological process: amino acid transmembrane transport.